This is a messenger RNA of Fusarium venenatum, 720 nucleotides long. RefSeq names its product HAD-like domain-containing protein. The record is from RefSeq and is a predicted model, not a curated record. NCBI's taxonomy places the organism in Eukaryota, Fungi, Ascomycota, Sordariomycetes, Hypocreales, Nectriaceae.
AUGUCUUCAAGCCCAAAUAAAGUCAAGGCAGUCUUUUUCGACUUCAUGGGCACUUGCCUUGACUGGCACAGCAGUGUCGUCAACGCAUUACCCCCCACUAUUCCCAAGCAUGAAGCCUCGAAGCUGGCUCUUGAAUGGCGAAGAAAAUACUUCAUUGCCAACAGUGAGCGCCUUUCCCAGCAACUCGAACCCGAGGAUAUUGACGACACCCUGAUCCGAGUCCUGGAGAGUAUACUCGAUGGAAUGCCAGACCACAAACCGCAUUUCAACCCAGAGGUCAAGACACAGCUCAUCAAUGCCUGGCAUGCUCAGCCAGCUUGGCCAGAAGUUCGACAAGCAAUUGAGUCAAUCCGUAAUGAUCUCGGUCUCGAGGUGUUCGUUCACGCCAAUGGCACUACACGUCUGCAGCUCGACCUCACUCGCUUUUCUGGACUUAACUUCAACAUGCUCUUCUCGAGCCAGUUACUGGGCACAUACAAACCCGACCCCGAGGCGUAUAACAAGGCUUUGAGACUUGUCAAAUUCCAACCCGAGGAAGUCGUUUUGGUUGCAGCGCAUGCGUAUGACUUGAGAGGUGCGCAGGCUGUAGGUAUGAAGACGAUCUACAUCCAUCGAUGGACGGAUGAUGUGGAUGAGGAUAUGGAAAAGAUCAAAGGCGAAUUCGGGGCUUUUUUGGAAGGAAUGGAGGAACUUCCUGCUAUAAUUAAAAAAUUGAUAUGA